AUGUCCCAGCUAACCCUGGGAAAGUGCCUGAUUCUAACGUUGGCCAAGGCAGCGCACAGGGAUAGCCGAGGAGGGGGUACGAAUGCAACGCUAAGCACGUGGUCGCCGUCGGCGUCGUUCGCGGAUCUGGAGGAUGAGGACGACGAGGAGGUACAGAAACGAGCGAAAGCUCAGGGCUGGUCAUCGUGGACCGAGUGGUCCACCUGUUCGCGGUCAUGCGACGGUGGUGUUGCAUAUCAGUUGCGCCGGUGUCACGCACCCCACGGCUGCAAGGGGGACGCGGUGCGGUACAAAAUUUGCAACAUGCAGCCCUGCCCGGAGCAGCAAGAUUUUCGGGCCCACCAGUGCUCGGCGUACGACGAUGUGCCCUACGACGGGGCCCUGCUGAAGUGGACCCCACACUACGACUACUCGGAACCGUGUGCCCUCACCUGCAGGGGCCGCCCGCAGCACCUGCUGGAGGACAUGCCGGACUCGGCCGGAGCCAGCGAGUCGUUCCCCAUCAGCGACGACGAGCCGAGCGUCAUCGUGCAGCUCUCGAACCGCGUCCAGGACGGUACCAGAUGUCGCCCGGGCAGCCUCGACAUGUGCAUCCAGGGAAAGUGCCAGCGCGUCGGAUGUGACCUAAAGAUUGGAUCCACCAAGAAGAUCGACGUGUGUGGGGUUUGCGGUGGCGAUGGCACCUCCUGCACGCAGCCCCUCUACCAGUGGGAGAUAGCGCCGAUGUCACUCUGCUCCGUGACCUGCGGAGGCGGGUACAAGAUGGCGAUGCCAACCUGCCGCAACCGGGUGACUGGCGUGGACGUGGAGGAGUCACUCUGUAACGCGUCGUCCCGCCCGGAACCCACCGUCGUCCAGUGCAACACCCAUCUCUGUCCACCGAAGUGGGUGACGGACGACUGGAGGUCCUGCUCGAAGAUGUGCGGUGGCGGGAUCCGGGAACGAGUCGUCGUUUGUGCGGAGGAGAGCAACGGCUCCAAGAACAAGGUUCCGGAUGAAGCUUGUCGCGGAGUGCGGCCCAAAAACCAAGAACCAUGCAACGUCCAGGAGUGUCCCAAGUGGAUCGUCGGUGAAUGGAGCGGGUGCUCGGUGUCCUGUGGUAGCGGAAUUCAGGUGCGCAGCGUCGAGUGUAUGGACACGAACGGACACUACAGUGGUCAGUGCGACCCGACCGCCAAACCAGUGGCCGGUCAACCCUGCACCACCGGCAUCAUCUGUAACGCAGGUUCCGUUUCCUCGGGCGCAAGCGGUGCGAGCGGGACUCAGGUUACUUCUAAUGCCGGCAUCGUCGUCAUUCCACCGUCAUCGGCAACGUCGGCGGACUUUGAUAGCAGUCCGGCCGCUGGCGAAGAGACCGAUCUUGGCGAUGGCGAUCAGACCGCCGACCGGAUUGCGACGGCGCUAAUGAAGGAGAAAGCUUCGAUGCACAUCGAGCGCGACCCGACCCUGAUGACGUACAACGAUCAGCCGUACUAUGCCCAACCGCUGCGACAGGACCGACUACCGAAGGCGGAGAAAAUCGUUUCCCAGCGGGUGCCAAGCGAAGCCACCUUCAUACAGGACACCGAGUGGUCACCGUGCAGCGUGACGUGUGGAGAAGGGAUCCGCCGGAAGCCGUUCCGGUGUAAGAUCUUCCUCGAGUUCUCCAAGCGCGUCGCCGUGCUGAACGACUCGCUCUGCCACGCCUACAAACCGCUCGACGAGGUGGAACGCUGCGUCAUGGAGCCGUGCUCCUACUCGCACAAUUUCGAGGAGUCCUAUCUCAAGGACGGAAAUCGACAGGGAGUGGAGAACAUAAAGGUGCAUGCGGCCGUGCCGGGCAAAACGUACUCCUGGCGCGAAGAAGGCUACACAAGCUGCAGCGCCUCGUGUCUGGGCGGCGUCGAGGAGCUCAUCAUCAACUGCGUACGGGACGACACCGGCAAGAUAGUGUCGCCGUUCCUGUGCUCCCCCGAAACCAAACCGGAAGCACGCAUACGGACCUGCAACGACAUUCCGUGUCCGCCCCGGUGGAACUACUCCGAGUUUACGCCCUGCUCGAAGAGCUGCGGGUUCGGCAUCCAGACGCGCGAGGUGACCUGCAUCCACGAGGUGACCCGCGGUGGCGAGAACACGAUGAUCGUUCCGAACAGCAUGUGCACCACGAAACCGCAACCGGACCGGCAGUACUGCAACAUCAUCGACUGCCCGGUCCGAUGGGAGGUGUCGGAGUGGAGCAAGUGUUCCAAAUCCUGUGGCGGUGGCUUCAAGGAGCGACGCGUCGAAUGCAAACAGAUCAUGGCCCAGGAGCACAAGGUCGAGCGUCCGGCUUCGAUGUGCCCGAGCAGCAAACCGCCGGACAAGAAGCCCUGCAACACGAAGGCAUGCGCUCCGGAAGAUCAGCGACCACCGAUCGCGGGGACCAACUCCACCUUCAUCCAGCACGAUCCGAAGAAGAACAAGAUCACGCUCAAGAUCGGUGGGGCGGCCACGGUGUUCUACGGGACGCAGGUGAAGAUUAAGUGCCCGGUGAAGCGCUUCAAUCGGACGAAGAUACGUUGGUCGAAGGACCAGCAGCCGCUGCUGAAGACGAAGAAAAUCAAAAUCUCCAAAAAAGGUGCCCUCCGCGUGCUGGACGUGACGUUCCGCGAGGCCGGCAUCUACACGUGCCACGCCGGUCUCAGCCACGCCGAUCUGAGGCUGGCGGUGAAACCGAAGCCGGGCAGCGAAGGGCAAACGGAUCAGGACCAGGAACGCCAUCGGGAAGGAGCCGACCUGAACGCACUGCGCGCGAACUCUUUCGCCAUGGCUAACGGGAGCGACGAUGAAAAGAGUGGCCGACGGAACAGGGAUCGCCAGCGGGGGAAAAACCGACAACGACAGCAACACGACGUAAAUGCCAACGACCACGACGCCCCAGACGAUGAGGAGCUCCGGUCGCACUCGCAAAUGACCGUGUCCGGCAGUACGGUGGCGUCGGAUGCUUCCGCCGCCGCCAGUUCCGGCACGCGUACGAUGCCCAUGCCUCACUUCCAGCAUCUACUGGCCGGCCUACAGCUUCUUUGGCCAUUCCAGACAUUCAGCAACACUAGAAAUCGCCAGUUUCUGAUGGAGCAGCAGCGCCUCGAUCCGUUCGACGGGUCGAUUGGGCGUGAGGAGAAGGACGAAUCGGGCCGACCGGUGCACGUCUAUCAACUGCUCAAGUCUCGCACGACCGGUGACGCCGCGGAUGAGCCGAUGAGCCACGACAGCCAAGCGAUGGACGACUAUAAGUUCGAGUGGAUGACUACUCCGUGGUCGGAAUGUUCGCAAACAUGUGGAGCGAAUGGCGGAGGUUACAAGUUACGAUCGGCCCACUGUAUGCUGCGGAUGACCAACUCGAGCCGCACGGUCGACAACAGCUUCUGCGAAGACGCCGGCCUCCCGGUGCCGGAAACGAUCGACAAGUGCGGCAACGUCGAGUGCCCCCGAUGGGUGUCGACCGACUGGAGCCCGUGUCAGCAGUCGAAGUGCUUCUCGUGGCACACGGCCCUCCAGAAGCGGGACGUGUUCUGUGAGUUCGACGGCCAACGGAGCGCCGAGAAGGUGUGCGAGGCCGAGGAGAAGCCCGUCACCAAGCAGGAGUGUUACAACGAGCUCUGCAAGGGCGUCUGGCGCGUGGAGCCAUGGUCGGAGUGUAAUGCUGCCUGCGAAGGACAAGGCAUCAAGUACAGGAUACUGCAGUGUGUCUGGUACGGCACGAAGAAACCGGCCGGCAACGCGUGCCGCGAUCAGCCGCGACCAGCGGUCAUGAAAGUGUGUAAAGGACCACCCUGCAUUUCGAGCCUGUCGGAGUGCAAAGACCAGUCGAGGUACUGUAAAAAUGUAAAAUCGAUGGGCAUUUGUAGACUGCACCGUUACCAGCAACUGUGUUGCAAGACUUGUAGGUUUAACGUUUACAAUUAAGCAACGACGAGC
Anopheles cruzii is the source of this 3936-nucleotide messenger RNA. It is a transcript of the gene nolo, whose product is annotated as protein madd-4. The record is from RefSeq and is a predicted model, not a curated record. The coding region runs from base 1 to 3924 and encodes 1307 amino acids. Gene Ontology annotation, molecular function: metalloendopeptidase activity. Gene Ontology annotation, biological process: extracellular matrix organization. The transcript is spliced from 18 exons. NCBI's taxonomy places the organism in Eukaryota, Metazoa, Arthropoda, Insecta, Diptera, Culicidae. Gene Ontology annotation, cellular component: extracellular matrix.